This is a messenger RNA of Acanthaster planci (crown-of-thorns starfish), 8370 nucleotides long. RefSeq lists its product as uncharacterized. Gene Ontology annotation, cellular component: membrane. The record is from RefSeq and is a predicted model, not a curated record. Gene Ontology annotation, molecular function: G protein-coupled receptor activity. Gene Ontology annotation, biological process: G protein-coupled receptor signaling pathway. Lineage: Eukaryota; Metazoa; Echinodermata; Asteroidea; Valvatida; Acanthasteridae.
UUUUGUACCGUACGUACACCAAUCUCCACAUGCUUCUGGCACCGUCACACACAACACGUACGUGGCGUGUGCGUGAAUUAACACCGCUCUGCUCUUAAAGGUAGACGAGAAAGCCCACCAUGGUAAGGUACAAACUUCAAGUUUUCCAUCUUCUAGUCCUUGUUGGAUACACCAUUGGUUCGAGUGCCGCUCAAUCGUGCUAUGCUUCACAGCGUGGCCAUCUCGCUGGCAAUGUGACACUGGGCUUCCUGUUUUCGUACCGUGGAUACGAUCCCGCCACACAGAAAUGUAACAACGAUGUGCCCAAUUUGGAGAAUAUUCAGCUUAUAGAGGCUGCGUCCAUGAUAUUGCAACGAGCAGGGGUUCCAGGUAUAGCCUUUGGUUUGGAUUCGUGGGAUACGUGUUCAUCCAGUCAUGCGGCAGUGGAGGCUUCAAUGGCUUACCUUGCAGAUCAAUUUGAUGACUCGAAUCAAGAUACUUUGACGGAUCCAUGUUCUUCCACUGUCUCCAAGCCUGGCAUUGUCGCGGGAUUGGAAAAUGGGGGUCAAGGCGAAACUGUUUCUUGGUUGAUGAAUGAAGCCAGAGUUCCUGUGAUCAGCUUUGGUGCCUCCCAACCAUCCUUGACCGAAGACGGCCAGUUCCCUUACUUCUUGCGCACCAUACCCAACGACGACUUCCAGUCAGUGGGACUAGUUCUGCUGCUUCAGAGAAUGAACUGGAACUACGUGACAACCAUCACCCUCGACACUGUGGAGGAUCAAGCGGCAUUACGAUCAUUCCAGCGAGCAGCCAAUCGACAUUCAAUAUGCAUAACAUCACCCCAACAAUUCUCUUCGAAUUCUUCCAAUGAAGACAUGGAUCAACUCCUCAGCGGCAUCACCAGCAACGCGUACGCGCGCGUGGCCGUCGUCUUCUCCUCCAGGACGGAGAAAUUGGCCGCUGCGGUACUAAGAGCGGAAAACUCGGCCUCUGCUCUACAGUUCGUUCUCGGCCACAGGGCCACGCUUGCCCCCGUAUCGGGUGCUUCUGCUCUGCCCGGAGCGCUUGGAUUCAGGUUACCCUCACCACCAACGGACGAAUUCGAUGCCUACUUCAGAAAUCUAACCCCGGACACAGUUGACCCAGUUCGCAAUCCAUGGUUUAGGGAUUACUGGCAAAGGAAAUAUCGGUGCAAUCUCCCUGGAUCAGGAUCUUACAGUCAGAACUGCUCAAGCAUCCAAACAAUUCUACACGAGCACAGUUACGUACGUCACCCCUACGUGCCGAGUGUUAUCGACGCAGUCCUGGCAUUUACAACGAACAUUCAAACUUUCUACAACGUGAGCUGCUCAGUGAUUGGUCAGUCGGGCUCGUGUGAUUCUGAUCAAAGCCAACAAUGGUUGUCGCUCAUCAAAAAUGUCAAUUUCACAAAAGAUAACGGCCAGCAUUUUGCAUUUCACCAAUCUGGAGACACUUACUACAAUAGACUGGACAUAGUCAACUACAAAAUGAAUGGUGCCGGAAACUUCCAACUGGAACCACUUGGUUCUUUCGAGAGAGGCGAGCUCAGCUUAAAUGUCAGCCAACUUGAGCUGGUGAGCAGCGGAGGUGUGAGCCCAGUUCGGUCGGAGUGCAACCCCCCGUGUGUGGAUCUCGCCUGCGGAGACACGAGUGGACCUAUGGUUUAUAUUCCCGGAGAUGUCAUUCUCGGGGGCUUUUUCUCCGUCCACAACUGGAACGACAGUCAGUCCUCGUGCGGGGCUAUGGACAAAUCCGGCGUCAGGCGACUGGAAGCCAUGAUGUACGCACUGGACAAGAUCAACAACGACACCACGAUUCUGCCGGGCAUCAAGCUGGGCAUGGAUGGCUUUGACACCUGUGGACAUCCGGAUCGAGCCGGUCACCAGGCCCUUCAGUUGGUCAGCCAGAGUCAGUUCGGACAGAGCGGCUCGGGCCAGAGGCCUAAGCCGGGUGGACUGCUUGAGCACGUGUAUGGUAUCAUUGGCCCGAAUGGUGACGAGGAGUGCCAGUUAGUGAAUGGGGUUCUCAAUGUUUAUGACACGCCGAUGAUAUCCUACGCAGCAACGGCUCAAACCCUGAGCAACUCGGCCGUGUACACGAAUUUUGCGCGCACAGUUUUCCCCGAUUCGACGGCUGGUUACGCUCUGCUCCAGGCAAUGUUAGCCAAAGGCUGGAGGUAUGCGCAGGCGCUCAACAGUAACACAGCCUCGGGACGUCUCUUGUCAGCUGUUUUACAGCAAACCGGCACCAGGAUUGGCGUCUGUUUGACAACUUCUCAAAUCAUUCCACCAGCUGACAACAGGGAUCAAAUGGACGAGGUUUUCCAAAAUUUGCUGACUCGCUCUUCAGCCAAAGUUGUCGUCAUUACUGCUACCAACGCUGAUAUGCGUGUCAUCCUCGGGGAAUUUCAAAGGCGUAAUCUUUUCGACCAGUUUUACUUGAUUUUAGCCAGCGAAUGGUCGACUGACUUGAGUCUGCAGUCAGAUUUCGCUGCAAUUGCACCAGGGAUAACAUUCUUAUCAGAGGGCAAACGAAGUUAUCCAGAAUUCAAGGAAUAUUUUUCAAGACUGAAGCCGGGAACAAACCUACGCAACCCAUGGUUCGCUGAAUAUUGGGCCGAUAGGUUCCAGUGUAACUACCCAGGAACGCAGUCUGCUUACGCCGAAGAUUGUUCAGGGUUUGAAUCUCUAACACCUGACGAUGGUGAGGACAUGCGCAUUGCGCAGACAGUGGAUGCUGUGUACGCCAUGGCUCGUGCCAUAUCAGACCUUCACGCUCGUUACUGUCCAGGGGAGCUUCAUGUCUGUCCUGCAAUGAUCACAGCCACAGGGGAAGAACUCUUUCAACUCUUGACUGUACCAUUUACCAACCGAUUUACAAGUGUAAAUGAUGGUUACAUCGUUGCAAUGAACAUAUAUGGCGAUGUUGCACCUGACUAUGAAAUAUACAACGUGCAGACGAUGCCCGAUGGAACCUUAAUAGAUGUGAAGGUUGGUGUUUACCAGAACUAUAACUUCCGAGCGGUGGAUGGAACUGACAUCACUUUGUACACCAAGGUCAACGACACCUUUGUUGAAGUUGCUGAUGCAAAGUCUGUUUGUGAAGGUCGAUGUGAUGACUGUAAAACGAACGAGAGGGUGCAAACAGCCGAGGUUUCUGGGGGAGAUGUAUGGAUCGGAGGACUGUUUGAGCUCCACGAACCAACAAGUGAUAACCUACAGUGCAAAGACCAGCUCAUUCCUUACAAUGUCCAGUUGCUGGAGGCAUUCCUGUUUGCCGUCGAGCAAGUUAACCUGAACUCUGCUAUUCUGCCGGAACUGAAAUUGGGUGCCAUCGGUUUUGACAGCUGCGGCAGCGCAGAUAGGGCUCGAAGGGAGGUGCUUAAUUUCGUGAGUGGGGCUGUGGAUUACCGAUCCGGAUAUCUUCAGACACGUGCUUCGGUUGUUGGAAUCAUAGGGGGUCAGACCAGCGACACGACAGUCACAGUUGCAGAAGCCUUAACGCCACUUGGUAUAAAUCAAGUCAGCUACUCCGCAACAACGUCUGAACUGGAUAAUUCCGGCAAGUUUCCCUACUUCCUCCGGACGGUGCCGUCUGACAACAUGCAGGCCCGGGCCAUCGUGGACUUGCUUCAAGCCGCGAACUGGCAGUAUGUGUCGGUGGUGUAUUCAGACAAUUUGUACGGUACCGACCUCUGGAAGGGAGUCCAACAGAACUUGGCGAGGACCUCGGUUUGCGUGGCGAUGAGUCUUCGGUUACUACCAACGUACACCAGCAGAGACUAUGAGAUGAUUGUCCGCCAGCUUCAAACCAAUCCCUAUGCCCAAACAGUGCUUUUACUGACGUCAGAUAUAGACACCAGACGUGUUCUAGAGGCAGCCGAGCGAAUUAGUGUGACAGACCUCCAGUGGAUUGGAACGGACGCAUGGGGUGACCGUGAUUACGUCAUAGAGCAUGCGCAGGUAACCUCCCGUGGAGCACUUACGUUGAGGUUCCAAAAAGCUCCGAUGAUACAAGCCUUCAAGGACUACAUCAUACGGCUGCAGGUGUACGCGAACCGCCGCAAUCCGUGGUGGAUAACGUACUGGGAGGACACAUUCCAGUGCAACACCUUUGGUUCCACUAGGUACAAUGUGUCUUGUCCUUGGCAGCUAAAUUUGGAAUCUGUCUAUAUGCAGGAAACGGAAGUUGCGUACAUCAUAGAUGCUGUGCAACUUUUUGCAACUGGUCUGCAUAACGCUAUGCAAGAAAUAUGUCCCGAAAUAACGAGAUAUAUCUGUGAUGACCUUGCUUCUCAUCCGGACAUUUUACAUCGUUACGUAAGAGAAGCAACUAUAACAAGGCUUGACGGAUCGGUUUUCAAAUUGGACGAAAACGGCAACGGUGCACCUUUCUUUGACGUCCUGCACAUUGAAGCGAAUGACACUGGAGUCGGGAACUCCUACAUGAAGGUUGGAAACUGGACACCAGAAAGGUUGACUUUAAAUUCAGCGCCAUCUGUUGGUCCAACCAAGUGCCUCGGACGCUGUGCAGAGUGUAACAGAGUUGAAGAAAACCCCUACGUGCGGGUUCCUGCACCAAUACAAAUCCUGGGCCUGUUCGACCUGCAUGCGUCAGGGGACCAUCUCGCUGAAUGCGGCGAGCUCAGGGAUGCCGGCAUGGUGAACCUGGAGGCCAUGUUGUAUGCUAUUGAUCGGAUCAAUGCCGAUCCCAUGAUGCUGAAUGGCGUGGCGGUGGGAGCUACUGCGUUCGACACGUGCUCUCGAGGGUCUCGUGGAGUGCGUGACUUGUCGUCUGUGUUCAGCGGAUCUCGUUCACUUCAAGAGGAUAGCAUCCACAAUGUCUGGUCGUUGAUAGGUGGCGUAGUUGGGGGUGAAAGCGAUCAAGUCACCUUGACCACAGCAUCGCUUACCAAGCAGUACAAGUAUGCACAGGUGAGCUAUGGGGCAGGAACAACGGAUGAGAACUUCAGUAAUCUUUUGCAAGUAGGACCCACCGUCGAUAAUCAGGUUUCGGCUGUCAUGCAGUUGCUAGAGUAUUUCCAGUGGCAGUAUGCAUCUCUGAUAUCAUCCUCGACAGAGUAUCGGGUGCAACAAAGAGAUACCUUCAUCCGUGAAGCUGAUCGUCGUGGACUUUGUAUUGGGACACAGGCAGCCAUUGGACAAGCUGAUAUACCAGCUCUUCUGCAAAGCAUUUAUGAAACAACAGAUUUGAAUGUCGUCGUCCUGUUCACAGAUAAGGAAGACACCUUACAACUUAUGGAGGCGGUAGAAAGACAAAACAGGGCACGCCAUCUCCAAUGGGUGAUCGCAUUUAGCGGGCUCGAGGAAAACGAAUUAUCUGGCAGUUCGUAUCUGGGUGCUCUUUCAAUCACCAGUCCACCCAAACGCGUUCCUGGGUUCGAGGAGUAUUUCUCCUCACUGACGGCUCUCUCGAAUCAACGCAACCCCUGGUUCCAAGAAUUCAUUGGUUACAAGUACAACUGCAGUGUGAAUCCUGCUGGUCACUUCUCGGAAGAAUGCAGUCGAUUCGAAAACGCCUCCCUGCAAGUUACUCGUGGAAGCUAUGCCCUGUCAGCCAACGUCAUCAAUGCUGUCUAUGCCAUAGCUUACGGCUUGGAUGACCUCAGGGAUAGGCGCUGUGGAAGCACCCCGGGCUUGUGUGCUGCUUUUGUCGGCUUGAGUGCAGAGGAACUACAGCAAGGAAUUAAGGAAUCUUCAUUUACGGGUGAAGAUGGAAGUAAAGUUAACUUCGAGAAUGGUGCAUCAGUGGAACGAUUCAUCAUAUGGAACUAUAAGCAGAUUAAUAACUCUAAUCAAUUUGGCAUGGUCGGGAGCUGGAUGUCAGGAAAUAUCUCCAUAGAGAAUGGCCGUGUAGACUUGUUAAAUCCACAAGGCCAACCUGUCACAACUCCUGUGUCAUCCCAAUGUCCUGGAUCAUCUCCCCAACCCUCUUUGCCGACCACUACCCCUGUCUCCAGCACGGCUAGAGGCACGACAGUUGCCACCAACAAAAUUACUAUGACGACUAAGAGUGCUACGACAGCCAAAGCCACCACGGCAACUGAAAGCCCGGAGACAAUACAUACCACCACCAAAUCACAGUCUGGCACUACGCAACCACUCGUGGGCGUGUCCAACCUGACAUCGAGCUGGUUCACAAUCCUCCAGAUCAUCGCUGUCAUAGGGAUCAUACUGUCACUGGCAUUGAUUUUCAUGAAUGCUUGUCGCUGGAAACGCCCGGUGACCGAAGCGAUGUCCCCAUUCCUUUGCGUCAUGCUCUUGGUGGGCAUUGUCCUCGCGUACUUGUUGGUUCCCAUCUACGCUGCACCGCCCAGCGUUGUCACCUGUGGCAUCAGGCGAGUGUGGCCGGGAAUCGCUUUUGCGUUCUGCCAGAUUGCCAUAUUUCUCAUGGCAGUGCGGUUGUGUUGGCUCUCCAUGCAAGUACACGUGAUCUCCGGCAAGAUGUCAAUGUCUUUAAUGAACGUUUCGGGGCAGGCGGCGGCGUUUUUCAUCUUGAUGGCGCUGGAGGUCGUGAUAGUGGCAGAAUGGCUCAUUUUACAGCCCCCUGAGUUGAUGGCGAGUGACGCGCCAAACGCCUUCAACGGAAACGGCUCCGUCACGGCUGUGUGUGCGAACGGUGCAUCCAUCUCGGCAUCCCUUUCGUAUGUGCAUGCGCUAAUUGUCAUGGCAUUCUUCCCUAUUCUUCUAACCUGGAGAAAGAAGAACAUGGUUUCCUUGGUCGAGUUGAUAACACUGCAGCUUAUGAAUGCAGGCAGUUUGAUUUUGAUGAUCGCGUGGAUAGUGGUUGAAUCGCUGAUUGCUCCGAACGAUCGCUCAGUAGGAGUGGCGGUCAUCGCAACCAUCAAGGCCACACUGUUACUUCUGCAGUCCCUGCCGCGUGCCAGGAGAGUUCUCUUCAAGCGCGGCUCCUUCGACGAUUCAUCGCGCGUCCAGCUUGCUGAAUCGAGGGGAUCCAUUCCGGAAUAUCCAGCUGCAGAAGACAUGAACGACGAUGUGAGCUUGCGGGGUAGCCAAAUAGAGCUCAUUGAGGCCGCGCUGACCGACAAAAAAUGAGAUUUUUUGGAUCAUUAACAAGGAUUGAAACUAGCAGAGUUCAAUACACGUAUUCGAAAUAUUUGGAAGGCGAACGAACCGUAUUCGAGUGGGCCGUGGUUUUCUGAUCUGUCUUUGAAGUGAUUAAAGAAACGUUGAGAGCAGGAGAUCAAAAAACAGGGAAAAGACAAGGUAUGCCCUGAAAUAAAAAGUUGGAACGUAUCAGCAGUAGACCCUUUAAAUCCCUUGCGCAACAACUACUGAAUUCGUCUUCACUGUUCAAAAAUCCCUGUCAGUAAACGAUCAUUAUGAUGAACUUUUUCACUUUUGCCAUGUGCACAUAUAAUUGCAAAUAUCUCAAAGCAUAUUAAUAUACACAUAUUUAAAUAAUUCCAAAAUGUGGGGUAUGUAAGGUUUUAGAAAAUUUGUUGAUUGGAUAUUUUAAGCAGAAGUUCUUGGGAAGGUAUAGCCCGUUAAAUUCGUGAGAACAAGAUGAUUAUUUUGGAUAUCUCUAAGUUAAGAUAUUUGCCUACAGUUCCUUUUAACUUGUUACCUAAUUAAAGUGGCUUAUUUAAAGUCCACUUCCCAGCAAGACCAUUAUCCUGAAGAAAUGUACGGUCAAAAAUUAAGAUAACAGAGUAAAAGAGGGCCUAUGUAGAAGCUUUUUAAACACAGAUAUUAGUCACUAGUUGCUAUGAAUCACCUCAAUAAUUUUGUAAUAUGUAUGCAGUAAACUUUGUGAUUUAAAAAACCGAAAUAUCACAAGCUGCCGUCAUAGUUCAUUUAGUGCUUACUUUUAAGUCGGGUAAAUGAACUUUUUUUUCAAACUAUUACUCUCUAGAAUAAUUAUGCUUGUAGGGUUUAUCAGCUUAUCUAAGUCCUUAUAUGAUCAAGUAGCCAAUAACAUAACGUUAGCACGUUUGCUGUCUUGAUACGAAUUUUAUUUUAUCCUGAAUCUACCACACGCUUUCACUCAUAAAUGUAUAACGUUUGGAUACGACAUGUACUAAAUAAAAGGCAAGCAUUGGAUGCUCUUCUGUACGGGCAGUGAAAGUUUAUCCUAACCUAAACCCUGCCUUAAAUAUGAUUACUUGUUGCCUUAAAGAGAGGAUUUUCUUAUAGUAUUCGCAGCAUUUGUUGUUAGGUUUGUGAGAUAAUACUUUGUCAAUGCGUCUGUGGUCGUUUGUUUUUGCACUGACUGGUCAAACGCCAGACAGUUUGAACAGAUCGUUAGGGAACAAAAAUACGUCUAUUUCAAGAUGUACUUGCGUUGAGGAGAUGUUAAUUUCAAUUACAGGUUUUGCCCUUACACUGA